Parus major (Great Tit) is the source of this 2716-nucleotide messenger RNA. RefSeq names its product unc-93 homolog B1, TLR signaling regulator (gene UNC93B1). Gene Ontology annotation, molecular function: Toll-like receptor binding. The record is from RefSeq and is a predicted model, not a curated record. Bases 95 to 1918 code for a protein of 607 amino acids. Gene Ontology annotation, cellular component: lysosome; endosome. Gene Ontology annotation, biological process: toll-like receptor signaling pathway; toll-like receptor 7 signaling pathway; intracellular protein transport. NCBI's taxonomy places the organism in Eukaryota, Metazoa, Chordata, Aves, Passeriformes, Paridae. The transcript is spliced from 11 exons.
GAGGCGCCCGCCCCGCCCCGAGAGGCUCCGGCAUCGGCGAGCAGGGCUGGGGUCGGGGUGACGGUGGGGGGUCUCCUCCACCCUGACACCAUCCAUGGGCCCCCCAGAAGCACCAAUGGAGAAGGACAUCGAUGGCUGCCAGGAUGGGGCUAAGACAGUGCCAAACGCCAGGCUGGGCCCUGAAGGGACAGAGACACAGCUGGACGAUUUUGUGGGUGCUCACCCUGACUACAAUGAGGAGGAGGAGGAGCAGAAGUACUUUCGCCGCAAGCGCCUCGGUGUCAUCAAGAACGUGGUGGCCGCCAGCCUGGCUGGCACCCUCACUUACAGCGUCUACCUGGGCCUGCUGCAGAUGCAGCUGAUCCUUCACUAUGACGAGACCUACCGGGAGGUGAAGUACAGCAACAUCCGGCUGGAAGACAUCGACCACAAGGUGCUGAUGGGCAUCAAUGUCACACCCGUGGCGGCACUGCUCUACACACCCAUCCUUAUCAGGUUCUUCGGCACCAAGUGGGCCAUGUUCCUGGCAGUUGGCGUCUAUGCCCUCUUUGUCUCCAGCAACUACUGGGAGCGCUACUACACGCUGGUGCCCUCCGCGGUGGCCAUCGGCAUGGUCAUUGUGCCCCUCUGGGCCUCCAUGGGCACCUACAUCACACGGAUGGCCCAGAAGUACUAUGAGUACGUUAACUACAAGGAGGAGCAGGAGAAGGAGAAGAAGCGGGCGCCGCGGGAUGCCUGCAAUGCCUACAUUAUCGUCUUCCAGACUGUCUUCUACUCCUGCUUCCACUUGAGCUUUGUCUGCGCUCAGAUGCCCAUGGUCUUCUUCCUCAACAACUACCUCUACCAACUGAACCACACGCUCUUCGCAGUGAAGCACUGUGGGACCCUGAGCCAUGGCACGCUGCCUGGCUUCAACAAGACAGUGCUGCAGAGCCUUCCCCGCAGCGUCAACCUCAUCAUCGUGGAGAGCGUGUUGAUGGCCACCGCCUUCCUCGCCAUGCUGGUGGUGCUGGUGCUGUGUGGCGCAGCGUACCGGCCCAUGGAGGAGAUUGACAUGCGCAGCAUCGGCUGGGGCAACAUUUUCCAGCUGCCCUUCAAGCACGUGCGGGACUAUCGCCUGCGGCACCUCUUCCCAUUGUUCAUCUACAGCGGCUUCGAAGUGCUUUUUGUCUGCACUGGAUUUUCCCUGGUAGGAUACGUGAUGGGGUGGGAGGUGAUGGAGCAGGGACAGGCAAUGCUGAGCCCGUGCUUGCUGCAGAACUACGGCGUGUGUGCCCUGGGGCUGGAGAGGUUGGCGUAUCUCCUCAUGGCCUACGGCUUCUCUGCCUCGGCGUGCUCCAGCCUGGCCCUGUGCAUGCUGCGCCUGCGCCGGCACAUCCCGCUCCUGGCUGGAGCUUUCAUCCACGCUGUGCUCCUGGUGACGCUCUUCUGCUGGGCACCAGAGCCCCGGUACCUGGCACAGGCGCCGCUGCUCUAUGCCAUUGCUGCACUCUGGGGCACGGGCAGUGCCCUCAACAAGACCGGAAUCAGCAUCCUCCUGGGAAUGUUGUACAAGAAAAAGGAGCGCCAAGACUUCAUCUUCACCAUCUACCACUGGUGGCAGGCCCUGGCCAUCUUCACCGUCUACCUGUGGUCAGGGCUGCCCAUGAAGGCCAAGCUGUCCAUCAUGCUGCUGACGCUGGUGGUGGCAGUGGGGACAUACCUGUGGAUGGAGCGGAAGGUGGCGCAGAACAUGGAAGUCCGGCUGCCCCGCAUCCCACGCCCACGCCAUAAAACACGUGGAUACCGCUACCUGGAGGACAACUCGGAUGAGACUGGCUCCGACGGUGACGGGGACAAGGAGGAUGAUGACAGGCACCCAACUGAGGCCACCAAUGAAAACGAGCUGGGGAAAGAAGACAGCGAACAGCUGGGAUAAGGACAGCCUGGCCUGGGCCCCAUCCUGCUCUUGGCACCUGAGGGGGUUCCACAGCUCUCCCCGGGUGGGCCCAAAAUUCUUCAAAUCCACUCAGGUCAGGCUUGCAGCCCCCCAAGCUAAGCCUAAAGCCCCCAGGUAGCCCAGAGCCCCCCACUUUGGCUGGCAUCAAUGCUGACACACAUGACUGACAGACCCCCACACUGGCCCAUGGACCCCCCAGGUCAGGUUUGCAGCCUUCAGAUUGACCUACAGCCCCAAACUGUGGUACAGAGACCCCCCAAAAUUGUGGUUCAGCCCUCAGGCACGCCCAAUAGCCCCCAAAAUUAUGAUGCAGUUGCUCAGGUGAAACCUGCAGACUCACAGGCCAACCCCUGAGCCUCCCCACGCAAAUCCACAGCCCCUCAGAAAAGGCUCACGCCCCUGAGGCAGAUCCGCAGCGCCCCCCCCUCCCCAAUUUGGCCAAAGCCCCCCAAGGUGAGGCCCACAGACCCCUGAGCAGAUGCACAGACGCUCUAGCAAGGCUUGCAGCCCCCCACAAUGUCCUGCAGAUCCCAGCCAGACCCCCAGCCCUCCCAUAUUAGCCUCCAGCCAGACCCUCAGACUCCGCAGGGCUACCCUGGAGCCCCCAGGCAGAUCGACACCCUCCACAGACCCACGCGCACCCCAGGCAAACCCUGCAGCACCCCGUAGGUUGUCCCGGAGCCCCGCUAGCUCAGCCUGCAGCUCCUCAGGCCGGCUCCGCAGGCUUCCCGACCCCUCCCAUCCCCAUUUUCCCUAAAUAAACCCCCUCCCUCCGUC